Bradysia coprophila is the source of this 577-nucleotide messenger RNA. Its product is annotated as complex III assembly factor LYRM7. Gene Ontology annotation, molecular function: protein folding chaperone. Lineage: Eukaryota; Metazoa; Arthropoda; Insecta; Diptera; Sciaridae. The record is from RefSeq and is a predicted model, not a curated record. Gene Ontology annotation, cellular component: mitochondrial matrix. Gene Ontology annotation, biological process: mitochondrial respiratory chain complex III assembly.
CGCUCUCAUACACAAUCACUGCUGUAGUCCCGGUAGUCACGUCAAAAGUUUACAGGUUAUGUAACUUUGUUUUUAUUUUCAUUUUGACAGUGAAGGUGUCAGUUCGUACAGAAAAAUAAAAUUUUAAUUCGACGUAGAAUAAUGUCGGUGAAACAAAGGGUUCUAAGCACCUUCAAAUCGUUACAUCGGGUUGCCAGUAAGACAUUCGACGGCGACGAGCGUUCGCUGUCAACAGUACGAAACAAAAUCAAUGAAGAGUUUAAGAAAAACAAACACGUCCAGAAUGAGGGAAGCAUCAACGAAUUGGUUAAACUGGCCCAAGAUGUUGAAUACGAACUGAAAACAAACGUUAUCCAAGCCAAAGAAAAGGAACCUGGGGUCUAUGAGGCCAAAAUAACGGGAGACACAACCAAAUUGGACAACGUUAUAUUCAAUGAAGAAGCGGUCAUAGCGAAACCGCGAUCCGGUGGAAAGCGGUGUAAAUGAGACUAAAAUGUUCUUUGCAUUGUAAUCAUCAAGUUAGUGUAUUUCGAAAUUCUAUUUAUUAAACGGAAAUGAUUUUCCCGGAAUGAUGGAA